Hylaeus volcanicus is the source of this 1822-nucleotide messenger RNA. RefSeq names its product protein-cysteine N-palmitoyltransferase HHAT (gene rasp). Gene Ontology annotation, cellular component: endoplasmic reticulum. Bases 258 to 1778 code for a protein of 506 amino acids. The record is from RefSeq and is a predicted model, not a curated record. Gene Ontology annotation, molecular function: palmitoyltransferase activity. The transcript has 7 exons. NCBI's taxonomy places the organism in Eukaryota, Metazoa, Arthropoda, Insecta, Hymenoptera, Colletidae. Gene Ontology annotation, biological process: protein palmitoylation.
UACCAACCUUUCCACCCUUGGAUCUCAUAGAUAGGAGGUUUAUUAUAUUGUACAAAACAAAACAAAACCUUUCAUAUCGUUAUCUUAAUCAUAAACUUUCCCUAAGUAAAAUUUUAGGAGGUUUUAUAUUUAUUCGAUAAAUUAAUUUUUGGUGCAGUAUAACGAAACUGUAGUGUAUUAUUGUGCAUUACAUUUGAAGAAUGCAAAUUCGUUGAUUGUAAACAAAAACGAAGCGGCAAAUUCAACUGCAAUUAAAUAUGACAUUGAUAACAAACAAUGUUACUAAUUUGAAUAAAUAUGAAAGUUCCUUUUACUUCUUUUGUUGGAUCAGUGCUGUUUUUUAUUCUGCUUAUAAUGUGUUUUUAACCGGUGCUUAUUUUAAUAACUACCAUGAUUUGUACAAUGAUUUCGCACCAGGCUGGGCGUGGAUCGGUAGGAAAAAAGAUGUUUCUGAUCAAGAAUGGGGAAUAUUGAUACCAUUAUUAAUUAAAUUAAUACCAUGGAUAUUUUGCCAUCAUCUUAUUAGUUAUACCAUUAAAGCUGGAUCAAAUAGAAUGUUAUUAUGUGGCUGGUAUAUUUUUACAUCUGUUUCAUUUUUAUGGUUUCACAUUGGAGAAUUAGGCGCAUUGUGUAUAUUGAUUCAACCAAGCAUACUGUAUAUUUUAACAUACAAACGCAACAAAUCUACAGUAUGGUUGAUAAACGUAUUAUUCUUAUUGAUAAUACACUUCCUUAAAAUACCGGGUGGUAGUUUUCAAAGUAUAUUAAAACUCAAUGAUGAAAAGCAUUACAUUUUAACUCUUACGAUGUGUUGGAUUCAACUAAGAAGCAUUAGUUUCGCUAUAGAUAACAUACAAACGUGCUCAGAAAACAGAUGUAAUAAUAUAUCGCGUUUAUGGAAAAACUUUUUAUGGGGAUUAGCAUAUUGCUUAUAUUUGCCUACAUUAUGUUUAGGACCAUUGAUUUUAUAUCACGAAUUCAUUGAUUCUAUAAAAGGGCCGUUUCAGACCUGGAAAUUAGCAGAUCUAAAACAUUUUGCUUUAAAUAUAAUUAGAUAUAUUUUUUGGAUAUUUUUUGCCAAUUUUUCCUUACAUUUCUUCUAUUUUAAUGCAAUGCAGUAUCAUGUUAAGAUUGUUGAAUUCUUGAAUCCAUGGGCUCUAUAUGGAUUAGGAUAUUGUAUGGGACAAUUUUUUUUAAUUAAAUAUGUUGUGAUAUAUGGACUGAACCAUACUUUAUGUAUGAUAGAUCAUAUAAAAGCACCCUCUCAGCCUAAAUGUGUAGCAAGAAUUCAUUUAUAUUCCGAUAUGUGGAAGUAUUUUGAUAAAGGUUUAUAUAAAUUUCUCAUAAGAUAUAUUUACACACCGUUAUUAAAGUCAAAUUUCAAUAGAGUAUUCGCCUCAUUUUUGUGCUUUGCAUUUGUUUUUGCUUGGCAUGGAAUGCAAAGAAAUAUUUUUAUUUGGGCAUUCCUUAAUUUUAUAGGGUUAAAUAUUGAAAGUUUAGGAAAGUCAGCUGGGAGAAGUAAAUAUUAUUCCAACAUGCAAACAAAGUAUAUGUCGCCAGUAAAUGCCAGAAGAUUCAAUUGUAUAUUAGCGAGUCCUUUGCUAGCAAUGUCGGUAAUAUCUAAUUUUUACUUUUUUGCUGGUGAAGAAAUUGGACAUGCUUAUGUUUACAGAAUAUUACAUGAUAUGUGGCAUGCUACGCUUGUUUUACUUCUUUUUCUUUAUUGUUGCUGUCAAGUGUCGACAGAUAUAAAAAACUGGGAAUUGAAAGAAUAUUAGGAGACUCGGAACGCCAAAGGUAACGGAAAAAGAUAACUCGAAGA